Trichobilharzia regenti is the source of this 1539-nucleotide messenger RNA. Lineage: Eukaryota; Metazoa; Platyhelminthes; Trematoda; Strigeidida; Schistosomatidae. The record is from the annotation of a GenBank genome assembly.
AUGUCUACGCCGUCUAAUGGUCCUGAAACUGGAACCUCAGCUACUGAUAUGGAGAGUGUUUACAGGUGGGUGGCUUCCCUGCCAAAUAUGGAAACAAGAGAAAACGCUCUCCUCGAACUUUGCAAAAGGAGGGAGUCUGUUCCUGAACUAGCUGUCAUUAUCUGGCACUCAUUUGGUUCCGUAGCUGCUUUACUUCAGGAGAUAUGUUCCAUCUACCCCUACAUAAAUCCUCCAAACUUAAGCGCCCAUCAAUCGAAUCGUGUCUGUAAUGCACUCGCUUUCAUGCAGUGCUUGGCAUCCCAUCCAGAAACCAGAAAGGAGUUUCUGAAGGCCAAUAUACCUCUGUACCUCUAUACGUUUUUAAAUACAAACAAUCAAACACGUCCAUUCGAGUACUUAAGGUUGACUAGUCUUGGAGUGAUCGGUGCACUUGUUAAAACGGAUGAACCAGAGGUCAUAGCAUUUCUCCUGGGGUCAGAAAUUAUACCUCUUUGUCUGGUAAUCAUGGAAUCAGGAAGUGAACUAAGUAGAACUGUGGCGACCUUCAUCAUGCAGAAGCUUCUUUUGGAUGAAGUCGGCCUAGCGUACAUCUGUCAAACUUAUGAGCGUUUCGUUCACGUAGCUACUGUUUUGGAGAAAAUGGUGAUCGACUUGGCUAGAGAGCAGUCAUUACGCCUUUUGAAACACUUGAUUCGGUGCUACCUACGUCUUUCAGAUAAUUCGCGAGCGCGUGAUGCUCUUCGAACAUGUUUACCACAACACCUCACAGAUGGCACGUUCAAACAACAUUAUGACCACUAUCCUCAGAAUUCACCAGGACUGCCAAUUCUGGUCACUAAAACGACCUCAAAAUCGAGGAUAACUUUCGCACUGAAUGUAUUUUCUAUCGUUGUUAUUCAAUUGGGUGUAGCAUGUAGCGUAGGAUAUUUGAUCACGCAAAUACUACCUGUCUCCUUUUGGAUCCUACAGAACCUUAUUUUUCUUUGGAUGUCAAGUUUCAUUUACUUCGUCCUCGAAAUUGUAUGGGCCUUCAUCAAAUCAGUUCCGAGGAUAUUUCCAUGGAACAUUUUAUACCUGUUUAUGAUGACAUUCAUGUCGUCCUACAUAAUUGGAUGUGAAUGCUUAUCAUACAAAGAUGAGGUUCCAUUCGUCGCAUUUGCGUUUCUAUGGACGAUGUUACAAGUCAUUGUCUGCUUUGCACUCUUUGUAGUGAACGAUUUCACGGAAACGUUACUAAGCAGGAUAAUAAAUAUCCUAUUCGGUUUGUCAAUAUUAUCUGGUCAAAUUGCUUACUUUGCUAGAAGGCAAUCUACGAUCACCUUACUUAUUGCUGGAUGUGUUGGGUUUCCAUGCACAUGUUACCAACUUGUAAAAGAAGUGAAAUUGGUGUUUGGUGGGGGUGGACGUUAUUACUCAGAGGAAAAUACAAUCAUUCCAGCCAGGAAUAUUUAUGGGUACUGUUGGUGCUUGUUUCUAACGAUUAUAUGGGUGUAUGCACCAUUUGGGUUGAGAUCUGAACAACCGAAAUCUCUUCAAUAA